This is a messenger RNA of Chara braunii, 2187 nucleotides long. The record is from the annotation of a GenBank genome assembly. NCBI's taxonomy places the organism in Eukaryota, Viridiplantae, Streptophyta, Charophyceae, Charales, Characeae.
UCGACAGAGUGUACUCAGCCCUCUAUCGCAGUACCGUUUAGGCCUCCGCAGAUCACCGUCUCCCCUCCUUCCCCGCCGCGACCACCAACACGUCGAUCCAUUCGCUCAGCCCGUUGCAGCAAGCAUCUUGCUACUCGCGAGGACGUUGUGUCCUCUCUUCUGGACUUGAGCAUGCUCCAGGCUCGUCAGGAGCGACUCACCCUCCAUGUCGCUGCACUGUGUCGCCUUCUCGCCAUCCUCUCUGACACUGAUGGCACCCUCCCGAUCAUCCCCGUACGACUCGGGACCUCCACGAGGGUGUACUCAGCACUGUGGGAUUCCGGUUCUCAGGGCGACUUCAUUCACCCACGCGUGGUGAAGGAAGCCCGCUUACCCACGACAGGGUCUCCGACUCCCAUCUUCGUUACCCUAGGGGAUGACAAGACCCAGCGCUUCUUCGAUCAGACGGUCACCGACCUCCCCUUCUUCCUCACUCUCGAGACGACUGAGCGUUCCCCGGCGUCUCGUCGCCACCGCUCCUCUGCACAUUUCGAUGUGAUGGAGACGGGGUACGACUUCAUUCUCGGCACUCCGUGGUCUCGUCGGUUCCGCAGCACCGAGGCCGAUUGGGAGACCAACACUCUCGUUCUCAAAACGAAGUGUGGACAGACGUAUCGCGUACCUUUCAUAGGUACAACAACGAUACUACGCCCCGAUCCUCCUCCCCCGGAGCCUUCAGUGCCCACACCAUCUCCCUCUAUCACUGUCACCUCGCCUCGGCAGUUCGCUCACUUCAUUCGACAGGACGACGUCACCUUCUUUAUGGUGGACGUGACGGAUCUCUUACACUAUGAUCCACCCUUUCGUGACCUCAUCCGAGAGUACCACGACGUUUUCCCAUCGUCGUUCUCGUUCGCCGGCAUCCCACCGAUGCGUGACGUCGAGCACUCCAUUCAGCUCGUGCCUGACUAUCGUGUUCACCACCAGGCACCCUACAGACUCUCGAUGCCCGAGGCCACCGAACUCAAGCGUCAGCUUAAGGAGCUCCUGAGACUGGGUUUCAUUAAACCUAGCAACUCCUCGUGGGGUGCACCCGUCCUCUUUGCUCGCAAAGCGGAUGAAACUCUUCGUCUCUGCAUCGUCUACCGCGGCCUCAACCGUUACACGGUUAAGAACAGCUACCCCAUGCCUCGUUCCAAUGAGCUGUUCGACCGCCUAGCAGGCAACUGCUUCUUUCUGAAGAUUGAUCUUCGUAGCGGUUACCAUCAGAUCUGGGUUGCUGCAGCCGACCAGCCGGAGACCGCGUUCCGAUCGCGAUUCGGCCACUACGAGUUCACGGUGAUGCCAUUCGGCCUCACCAACGCACCCGCUACCUUCCAGAGGGCGAUGAACAACAUCUUCAGGGACAUCCUGGAGCAUGCACGUGAGGUCGCCGACAUCGUAUUUGACCGAGUCGUGCGUGACCACGGCUUACCUCUGAGCAUCAUAUCUGACCGUGACCUGCGCUUUACCAACCGAUUCUGGAGACGGCUCCACGAGGUGUGCGACACUCAGCUCCGCUUCUCCUCGUCUUACCAUCCUCAGACUGAUGAUCAGAUCGAGAUCACGAACAGGACUCUCGGGGAUAUUCUCCGAAAGAUUGUUCGUGACGACCAGCAGUGGGAUCUCCAUCUUGCCCACGCGGAGCUAGCCUACAACCAUGCCGUCUCGCCAACCACGGGGAUGUCGCCUUACUAUUGCGACCUCGGCUAUCACCCGCGUGUUCCCGCGGACUUCCUUCGACCGUCCCAGAUGCACCCCGACACGAGUUGUCCCUCGCUGGAUGAUUGGGUUGUACACAUGACGUCGAUCAUGAAGACCGCACAUGAGCACAUAGCCGCUUCCCAGACUCGCAUGGCUGCACGUGCGAACCGAUCGAGGAUGAACCAUCCAUUCAAAGUCGGUGAUGAUGUGCUUAUCGACGCCCGCCACUUACAGCUCGAAGUGGACACGCUUCGCAAGUUUCGGCAUCGCUUCUUUGGCCCAUGCCGCAUCCUCCAGGCCGUCGGUUCUGAUACGGCAUCUAGCCCGGUCAGCUUUCGUGUGAAGCUGCCCGACUACCUACGCCAGGCUCGUGUGCAUGAUGUCUACCACGUCUCGUUACUGCGUCCUUACCGCAGACCGUCUGAGCGUUUCGCUGAAUGACCAUACGAGCGCCCUCCACCCAUC